CAGCAAAAAAAAAAAUCGAUUGAAAAUCAAUUGAUUACCCCCUCGUGAUCAGAAUCAUCAAUCAGCUCAAUCGGAACCUGGAAUCGAAGUAGAUUCAGGCGGAAGGAUCACCUCACCAGUACGUAUUGCUGCAUGGAGCAAAAAGAGGGAGUUUGUUGCGGGGUAAUUAUGUCUUUUCAAAGUGAUGAUGAUGACAGAGAAAGAGAAUGGUUAGGUUACGUUGAAUGAAUGAAUGAUCAAUAAUGAUGGUCAUGGAUUCCACAUCCCACACGAGCGGAGAAGAACACAGAGUUUCAAUCAUUGAUUAUCUUCUUCCCUUAACUUCACUUCACUUCUCUCUCUCUCAAACUGAAACACCGACAGUCUCAGUCAAACCUACCUUCCGACAGGGAUUUGUCCGUAUUGCCUACGUCGUCUCGUUUCCCCUUUUAUAACUCAACUCUAUUCCAUCAUCCAUUUCUACCUCUAAUUAAUUAAUUAACCAAUGGGUCUCCUCAAAUUUCUCAAAUCCAAGCUCCGCCGGAAAACCACGCCGGCCGUCGCCGUCGUAAAAGAGAGCACCACUUCAAGCGGGAAGCUCCUCAAAUUCUCCUGGAAUCACAUCGAGACUCUCACCAGAGGCUUCUCCGUCCCAAUCGGCUACGGAGGCUUCAGCACCGUCUACCUCGCUCAAAUCCCCGGCGCCGGCGCCACCCAUUCCACGGCGGCGGUUAAAAUCCUCCAGGGCUGCAGCCAGCGCCUCUUCCAGGCUUACCGCCAGGAGCUCGAAAUCCUCCUCCGUGUCGGCCGCCAUGACAACAUCAUCAAACUUCUCGGCUACUGCGAUGAUCGAGAAGAAGGCGUAUUGAUCUUCGAGUACGUCGCCGGCGGCACGUUACAAGACAAGCUCCACCACCGUGACAAGGCGGCGGCGGCGCCACUGCCGUGGCGGGCACGAAUGUCGAUAGCCUUCCAGGUUGCAAAAGCCAUGGCCUAUUUGCACGACGGCUGUACCCCGGCGAUCGUGCACGGCGACAUCAAGCCGUCGAACAUAUUGCUCGACGACAGCCUAAACUGCAAGCUCUGCGAUUUCGGGUCAGCCAAGACAGGCUUCUCCUCAUCGGUGAUCCCCAAUUCGAGUCGCGGUGCAAUGAUGGUCGUCGGCUCCCCCGGCUACACCGAUCCCCUAUACCUAAAAACCGGACUCGCAUCGAAGAAGAACGACAUCUACAGCUUCGGAGUGGUGAUAUUGGAGCUCGUCACCGGCUUGGAGGCCGUUAACCCGACGAGAGGGGAGAGACUUGUAACGAGGACGAGAAACUUAGCCGAUGUUUGGGAGAUGGUCGAUCCAAGAAUUCGCGGGGAUGUUGAGAUGGAGGAAGUUCGAGCUAUGGUUGCGCUGUCGAGGAUGUGCCUUUGCGAGUGCCCCAACAUUAGGCCAUCAGCGAGGGACAUCGUGGACACGAUGAUGAGCCGAGUCCCGUCGCCAAUGUAUUCUUGUCCGAGCAAAAAAGGUUCGACGAAAAGGACAUAG
Messenger RNA from Andrographis paniculata, 1513 nucleotides. RefSeq names its product probable receptor-like protein kinase At1g33260. The transcript has 4 exons. The record is from RefSeq and is a predicted model, not a curated record. NCBI's taxonomy places the organism in Eukaryota, Viridiplantae, Streptophyta, Magnoliopsida, Lamiales, Acanthaceae. Bases 485 to 1513 code for a protein of 342 amino acids. Gene Ontology annotation, molecular function: protein kinase activity; ATP binding. Gene Ontology annotation, cellular component: plasma membrane. Gene Ontology annotation, biological process: protein phosphorylation.